AUGACCACUACGCCUUUGGAUAGCAUAGUUGACAGCAUAAUAAGUUCGAUAGAAACUACAUCAAAAUCCGUGGAUUCUCUCAUAGAAAAUAUAGAUCGCUAUGGAAAUGAAUAUCCAGAAUUGGUUCGCCACCUCAAGCAGAGCGUGGAUAACAAAAAGCUGGCCAAUAACCCAGAAGGAAUGUCCCUUUUGUCAUUAAAAAACUCAUCUUUACUCGGGUAUUUGAACUCUAUUAUGUGUGUGAUUGGGAGAAGGUUGGGCAGUGUGAAACAGUCGAGAGACGUUAGUAUAGCUGAUGAUAAAGAACGAGAAAAGGCUGUGCAAAGUUCGGUUGUUCAUAGAGUCACUCUUGAUAAAGGUAUCAAGCCGUUAGAGAAGAAGUUGAGUUAUCAACUUGAGAAGUUGAUAGAUGCUUAUAGAAGACGUGAGCACGAGCAGACCGCUGCUCAUGAAAAGAAGUCAGACAAAAUCAACGAAGAGAGUGAGCUUGACGACGAAGACGAAGAUGAGGCACUGAGAUUCAGACCGAAUGCUUCUGCUUUGAUCAACAGGUCUUCUAAACCCCAUGAAAUGUCUGUCGAGAGUAUCACUACGACAGAUAAAUAUAGACCUCCUAAGAUUAGUGCGGCACUACCACCAAGUACAGCUGGUAAUGAUGGUGAAAAGAAGAGAGAAGGAAGGCAGAGAAAUUUGCAGAGUAUGGAUGAAUACCUACAAGAUAUUGGUGAUGCCCCUGAAGUGGAGGAAUCCAUUGGAGCUACAAUCACCAAUAGUGGUAGAGACAUCAAAACCAAAAAGCAGAUGGAAAAGGAACAGAAUAUUCAGAGAUAUGAGGAAGAUAAUUUUGUGAGGUUACCUGCUGGUAAGAGUAAAGAGAGUAAGAGGGAAAGGUCUAAAAGAAUGAGAGAUGAGUUCUUUGGAGAAGACUGGAGUAUGUUUGAUAAUAACAGGGACAUUGGUAACACAACUACAUCAAAAAAAAGAAGAAAGAAACAGAACGCAUGGCAGAAGGCCAAGAGAAGUAUGGAGUAA
Brettanomyces nanus is the source of this 1032-nucleotide messenger RNA. RefSeq lists its product as uncharacterized. Gene Ontology annotation, biological process: maturation of SSU-rRNA from tricistronic rRNA transcript (SSU-rRNA, 5.8S rRNA, LSU-rRNA). The transcript has a single exon. The record is from RefSeq and is a predicted model, not a curated record. Gene Ontology annotation, cellular component: nucleolus; small-subunit processome. The coding region runs from base 1 to 1032 and encodes 343 amino acids. Lineage: Eukaryota; Fungi; Ascomycota; Pichiomycetes; Pichiales; Pichiaceae.